AUGAACAACGAUCGAAUGUCGUUUCUGCAGAAUGCCACCACGAACACCUGUGAUAAUACUAACCUUUUAGAAGCUAAAAACAACAUCGACCGAACCCAGUUAACCAAGUGCAAUGUUUCGAAGAAAUUGGUCAUCAAGAAUUUCGUCAAGCCCCAACUUUCCGGAGAUUUUCUGCCUCAAACAUGGGAGAAACUUCGAGAGGCUGUCAUUUCAAUUCAAAACUCCAAACCGGCCGGCACUUCACUCGAAGAACUGUAUCAAGCGGUCCAGAAUUUGUGCUCAAACCAAAUGGCAUCGACGGUCUACAUGAAGCUUAGAGAAUUAACGGAUAAUCAUGUGUCAACUGUGGUUCUGCAGUUUCUCCACCCAAACUACGAUAAUCUCACUUUCCUUAAAAUGACUGAAAAGUGCUGGGAGAAUUUCUGCAAUCAAAUGAUUAUGAUCCGUUGCAUUUUCCUUUACCUGGACAGAACAUAUGUCCUUCAACACGCUCAGAUUUCUUCCAUUUGGGACAUGGGAGUAGAAAUUUUCCGCGAGCAAGUGAUAUUUAAUAAUAGUGUUAAGCUCAAAAUCACCGAAUCUAUACUAGACAUCAUCUCCAAAGAACGAAAUGGCGAAAAAAUUGAUCGAAUGCUUUUAAAGAACAUUCUCCGCAUGCUGACUGAUCUGGCAAUUUACAACGACUUGUUUGAAACAAAGUUCCUGAAAGAGUCACAACAGUUUUAUCACAUGGAAGGCGAAAAGAAUAUCCAAGAAAUGAGUAUUGCCGGUUACCUCUGCUACAUUGAUAGACGAAUGAAUGAAGAAAAUGAACGGCUUGCUUCCUACCUGGAUCACUCGACAUCAAAGAGACUUAUUCACAUCGUCGAACGAGAACUGAUUCAACUGCACAUGGAGACAAUAUUCAAAACCAACUUCGAUAAGCUUUUUUCAGAGAGCGAUCACGAGUUGCUGAAGCUAGCUUAUAAUCUGCUUACCCGAGUUCCCGAAGGAACAAAUAAACUGUGCAGCCAGUUCAAUAGCUUCAUCAAAAAUCAGGGAAAGCAAAUUGUAAUUUCAACUGAAGAAAAGGACAAAACCAUGGUUCAAGAACUGCUGGACUUUAAAGACAAGGUGGACGAGAUAGCCAUCAAGUGCUUCGGCCGUAAUGAAAAGUUUAUCAACUCACUAAAGGAAGCUUUUGAGUAUUUCAUCAAUCAACGCACAAAUAAGCCCGCUGAACUGAUCGCCAAGUUCGUAGACAUUAAAUUGCGCUCAGGCAAUAAGGAGACAACCGAAGAGGAGUUUGAGAAGCUGCUCGACAAGGUGAUGGUCAUCUUUCGCUUCAUUCACGGCAAAGACAUCUUUGAGGCAUUCUACAAGAAGGACCUUGCCAAGCGUCUUUUAGUCGGAAAGUCUGCAUCGGUUGAUGCUGAAAAGUCGAUGUUACUUAAGCUGAAGCAAGAAUGCGGCAGUGGUUUCACCUCUAAAUUGGAAGGAAUGUUCAAAGAUAUGGAGCUGUCGCGUGAGCUCAUGCCUACCUUUAAGCAGUUUUUACUCAACACCAACCCAAGUGCCACUGUCGACAUGUCUGUCAGCAUUCUGACCACUGGUUAUUGGCCGACUUAUCACCCGGUGGAGAUAAUCAUGCCCAGCGAGUUGCUUCAGUACGAAGUGGACUUUAACAGGUUCUACACCUCCAAGCACGGAGGCCGAAAGCUUCAAUGGCAGCGAAACCUAGGCAACUUUGUCCUGAAGGCAACGUUCAAUUCGGGCGUCAAAGAGCUACAAGUCUCCUUUUUCCAAGGCCUUGUACUCUUACUCUUCAACAGCACAAAUGAGCUAAGUCUUAGCGAAAUUCGAAAUCAAAUUUCCGAUCCUAAGAAGGCGCUAGAUGAACCUGAGCUUCGAAGAACACUGCAGUCUCUUGCUUGUGGAAAAGCUCGAGUCCUGAUAAAGAAUCCAAAAGGUCGCGACAUAAAUGACCAUGAUAAGUUCACUUUUUGCGGCGAGUUCACCAAUAAACUGUUCAGGAUAAAGAUCAACCAAAUUCAGAUGAAGGAAACAAAAGAGGAAAAUACAAACACCCAAGAGCGAGUUUUUCAAGAUCGUCAGUAUCAAAUUGACGCUGCUGUGGUCCGCAUCAUGAAAAUGAGAAAAAAGUUGCAGCAUAAUUUGCUUCUUUCGGAGAUCUUUAAGCAAAUUAAAUUUCCUGCAACGCCCGCCGAAAUGAAGAAACGGAUUGAAAGUCUGAUCGAGAGAGAUUAUGUGCAGCGGGACAAAGACCAGCCUAAUCUGUACCAUUAUGUGGCUUAG
Messenger RNA from Rhagoletis zephyria (snowberry fruit fly), 2295 nucleotides. NCBI's taxonomy places the organism in Eukaryota, Metazoa, Arthropoda, Insecta, Diptera, Tephritidae. The record is from RefSeq and is a predicted model, not a curated record.